Messenger RNA from Verticillium alfalfae VaMs.102, 1236 nucleotides. Its product is annotated as alanyl-tRNA synthetase domain-containing protein. NCBI's taxonomy places the organism in Eukaryota, Fungi, Ascomycota, Sordariomycetes, Glomerellales, Plectosphaerellaceae. The transcript is spliced from 4 exons. Gene Ontology annotation, molecular function: Ser-tRNA(Ala) deacylase activity; nucleotide binding. Gene Ontology annotation, biological process: regulation of translational fidelity. The coding region runs from base 1 to 1236 and encodes 411 amino acids. The record is from RefSeq and is a predicted model, not a curated record.
AUGACUGUUCCAGCAACGGCGUCCUCGGGCCGCGUCGUGGGUGCGCUGGCCUGUCAGCAAGAUUCCUAUCUGCGAACCCUGGAAAGCGAGGUCCUGUCAUGCGUCAAGAGACCGCCGCCUACAUCACAGGAGGGUGGCAAGAGGAAGUCGAAAGCAGCCGCCGAGUCAGCUGAAGCAAAAGAUCCCUCCGAUUCUGGCACUCUGAUACCGCUGGAUGAUGAAGCGGCAGAGCCCAUCCCCAUUGACUUCGUCCAGCGCCAGGGCCUGCAAUGCAUCUACCACUCGCCACGGCCCCUCGCGCCAGGCACACGGGUCCGCCAGACCGUCGACUUUGACCGUCGUUGGGACCACAUGCAGCAGCAUACGGGGCAGCACCUCCUCUCGGCCGUCAUGGACAAGUGCGAUAACCUCGAGACUCUCGGCUGGGGCAUGGGCAAGCCGGGCGAGGCAAACUAUGUCGACCUACCGCAGAAACCCUCGCCCGAAGAGAUCCAGGCCAUCCAGGACCGCUGCAACGAGAUUAUCCGCGAUAGCAUGCCCAUCACGGUCGACGUUCCACAAAACGCCAAGGACGACACCCUGCCUGACGACUACGACAAGACCAAGGGUGUCGUGCGCGUCAUUCACAUUGGAGAUGUCGACAGCAACACAUGCUGGCGGCACUCAUCUUGGCCAAGACGUCACACAUUGCUCUCAUGGCUUUUGCACUCGACACAGCCCGUCCACGUGAAGCACUGUCGCCUCUUCUUCACAGCCGGCGACCGCGCCAUCAAGCUUGCGGCAAACUCCAUAGCGGCCCUGACCUCCGUCGGCAAGGUCCUGUCCUGCGGCGGCACGCCCGACCAGGUCAUCGCCAGCACAACGCGCCUGAGAGACGUCGGUGCGGAGCUACGGAGCAAGGAGAAGAGGCUCCUAUCCGAGCUGGCGCGGUUCGAAGGCGAGCGCGCGCGGGCGGCCAUCGCGGCCGGCAGGGAUGCCUGGGUCUACCGCAUCGAGGACGGCCUGGACUAUGCGAACCUUAUCGUGUCCGAGGUCAAGGACGCUGCGAUCGCCGCGGGGGCGGGGCGGUGUCAUUGCGACGGGCGAGACGAAAAGUCGGGCCCCGUUGUCGUCGAGGCCGUUCCGGCUGUCAAGGGCGGCGGCAAAGGCGAGAAGUGGCAGGGCAAGGUGACGGAGUGGCAAAAGGGCGAGCUGGAGCGUUUGCGGUUAUUGGUAGAGCCUGAGUCUUCUAAUUAA